AAAUUUGAAUGUGUGGAUACAUGUGUACACAUAAUAUAUAUCUAAUUGAGCCCCUAAAUUUGAAGCCCUAAUAAAUCUUUCUUGAUUUCGCUAUUUGAAAACUCAAAACCCUAGAUUGAAUCGUCCCCUUAUUGUGCGUUGUUUAAUCUGAAAUUUGAAUUGAAUUGUAAUAAGGAUGAACAGCAGGAAAGUGGAGGAGCGAAAUGAAAAGAUUAUAAGGGGUUUGAUGAAGCUUCCUCCUAAUCGAAGAUGCAUCAACUGCAACAGCUUGGGACCUCAAUACGUGUGCACGAAUUUUUGGACGUUCGUUUGCAUGACAUGUAGUGGGAUACACCGUGAGUUUACUCACCGUGUUAAAUCCGUGUCAAUGUCUAAGUUUACUUCACAAGAAGUUGAAGCCCUUCAAGAAGGCGGUAAUCAGCGUGCAAGGGAAACGUUUCUUAGAGAUUGGGACCCACGAGAACAUAGACUUCCAGAUAACAGCAAUGUGGACAAAGUUCGAGAUUUUAUAAAGAGUGUCUAUGUGGAUAAGAAGUUUUUCGCUUCAAAGGCGUCCGGAAAACCUCCUAGAGAUACAUUGAACCAUAGAAUUCAUGAGGAUGAAACUAGACGAGCCAGUUCAUAUCAUUCAUACUCUCAGAGUCCACCAUAUGACUAUCAAUACGAAGAACGCCGUUACGGAAAACAAGCUCCCGCACUUACUAAAAAACCUGGAUCAGACAGAGGAAUGUUGCGGAUUCUUAGUACAAGUCGGUUAAGCGAUCAUGUGCGGGAAGACAGGUUUGCAAAUGAGGUGGCUAGUGCUAGGGUUUCGGAUUAUUCAGUGACUAACGGAGGUGAUUUAUUUAGAUCCGAUACGCAAUCGCCUCCCUCUUUGUCACAUUCAUCGGGAUCUGGAAAAUUUGACAGUUUGGACCUUUUUAAUGCACAAGAUCUGCCUCAAUCCGCCACAUCAGCACCUUUUUCUGAACCUGCGAAGUUUGAUGGUUUGGACCUUUUUAGUGCACCAAAUGUGCCUCACACUGCCACAUCAGCACCUUUUGCUGAACCUGGAAAGUUUGAUAAUUUGGACCUUUUUAGUGCUCCGAAUGCACCUCAAUCUGCCACAUCAGCACCUUUAGCUGAACCUGCAAAGUUUGAUGGCUUAGACCUUUUUAGUGCACCAAAUGCGCCUCAAUCCGCCACAUCAGCAGCACCUUUUGCUGAACCUGGAAAGUUUGAUGGUUUGGACCUUUUCAGUGCACCAAAUCCACCUCAAUCCGCCACGUCAGCACCUUUAGCUGAACCUGCAAAGUUUGAUGGUCUGGACCUUUUCAGUGCACCAAAUCCACCUCAAUCCGCCACGUCAGCACCUUCUGCUGAACCCGGAAAGUCUGAUGGUCUGGACCUAUUUGAGUUAUUGGCCACAUCUUCAGCUUCUAUAACGCCAACUUUGAGUGUGAAUCAGGAGUUCAAAGCUUUUGAACCUUCUUUGGAUUUAUUUACCGUUACACCACCGCAGCAGUCGGCCGAAACUGUAAACGAUAAACCCACGGAUACGAUUACUCAUAAAAACGAAGGGUGGGCGAACUUUGACACGCCUUGGCAAGCACAACCGAGUCAACAAGAUAUUGGUGUCAGUGUACCGUCAUCGUUAAUGUCGUGGAAUGGAGGUGUUCACGAUAUUGGGGCUCCGGUAAAUGUAAAGAAUAAUAAUCAGCAGUCGUGGAGUUCGUUUGAAGAAUCCACCACAGCCUUUGAGAACAUUUAUACAAAGAAUAGUGAACACGUUUCCGUACAAGAUCCUUUAGUUGCUGAUCCAUAUUUGGCAUGGGGAUUAUCAGAGGAUGGAGCACAAUCACAUGGACGUGAUACAAAAUCAUUCAAUCCAUUUGAUUUGCCUAGUGAGGCUGAUCAUGAAUUUAGCAACACGUCGUUUGACAUGAGCUAUAUGCAAUCGGCUUUGCCGAACCAUAAUAUGUCAUCACCUUGGUCUUCUGAAAGUGCAGCAAUACCAUUUACUCCCGCUGAUUCACAAGAUGCCUUGGUAUUCGUGUCAGGGCAAGCAACAAGCAUGCAGAUCCCGAGUAUUCAAGCUCAGGGCCCUGUAGCUUCAAUUGGCGGGAAUCCUUUUGCGUAGGUUUUGUAGCUUUGUCGGUGGGAAUCUGUUUGGUAGGACCGAUUAUUCUUUUGUGGAUAGGAUCUAACAUGAUAAGUUACAUUGUUAUUCACUGUAUUCCUUGUAAAAUAAGCUCUGUUUGCGUUGUGUCGGGUAUCCUAUAUUUCUGUGGUUACUUGUUUAUGCAGUUCGAUGCGUUCUGUGUAUAGUCAGUGCAAGUUUAUGCAAAAAGAUUGUGUUUCGUUGA
Helianthus annuus (common sunflower) is the source of this 2345-nucleotide messenger RNA. Its product is annotated as probable ADP-ribosylation factor GTPase-activating protein AGD14. The coding region runs from base 176 to 2119 and encodes 647 amino acids. NCBI's taxonomy places the organism in Eukaryota, Viridiplantae, Streptophyta, Magnoliopsida, Asterales, Asteraceae. The record is from RefSeq and is a predicted model, not a curated record. Gene Ontology annotation, molecular function: GTPase activator activity. The transcript has 11 exons.